GAAUUAUAUGAUGGAUUAUAUGAUGAAACAUAAACGUGUUGGCGCCUAUGUGGUUGUCCAAUUCUUAUCUUUUUAAUGUAUCGCCUCUAAUAACCUCCAGCUGUGACCAUCCGUGGUUUUACGUGCACCUUGCGAGGAAAGACCGACCAAACGUGACAAUGACUCGGCAUUUUUACUCUUUAUUUUGUGCUUCGUUACUUUUCGGCCUCGGCUGCUGCCAAACAAGUACCGACGGCUCAACGUUUUCCGCAACGCGAAAUAAAUUAACCAAACUCGGCACUCCAAAAUCCAAACCUCGCACAAUUCAAGUGAACAAACCCACCCGCGGGUUGCUUGACCACGUCACCGCAAAAGGAAAUACCCGUUUGGGCUUAACAUACCUUCCGGACGUGUCUGUGACCUGCUCCGCGUUCGAUUUGGUCGUCCGUGUUAAGCCGUCUUUCUACGGAUUCGGCGCGGAUGAGUCGGAGCUCCAACUGGGCCCAAACUGCCGAAGCAACGGUGCCCUGAGCCCCUUCGGAGACCUGCUCUUCAUCUAUCCCCUGACGGCGUGUGGAUCCCGUAAAGAGUUGCAGCGGGACUUCAUUGUCUAUAAAUUCACUCUCCAUUAUGAACCUUCAACCGAAAGGUUUCCAAGCGGAGCGCCUCGGAUUGACGUCGACAUUGAAUGUCGUUUUCAAAGGUACCACCAUGUGUACCAACUGGCAGUCAAGCCCACCUGGACAAAUACCUUUGCGCGUAAAACUCUGAGAGCCCAUCCAAAUGAGUUCCAAAUUCAUCUUAUGGAUGAUUCAUGGCGCAAUCCUGUCAAAAAUAAAGUCUUCCACCUUGGUCAGAGGGUUAACGUCCAAGUCUCUGCUCCACAUCUGCCCGCUGGAAGGAGACUGUACAUCAGCGACUGCUAUGCUUCCCCAGGCGGUGGCUCUUCAUCGUCCUACAAGUACACAAUCAUUGGCAAUAUGGGUUGCAUGAUGGACAGCAAGCGAGACACUGGAGGGGCCUCUCAAUUCGUCGCACAUGCUAACGGGACUCUGAGGUUCUCAUUCAAGGCCUUCCAGUUCAUUUUUGAUCCAGACAGUGAGAUCAGCAUUCACUGCAAAUUAUUUGCCACAUCAAAAGAGCCAGGCCCAGCGCAGAAAUCGUGCACUUAUGGAGAGGAUGGGUGGAAGGCCCUUUCGGGAGAUGAUUCCAUUUGCAAGUGCUGUGAUUCACAAUGUGUGAGCUCUAAAUCCAUGAGAAAAAGCAUGGAAGGGUCCAUAAGGAGUGGCUUAAUGGUUUCAGAUCAGCCGCUGGUUGCAGAAGAAGGCUUACCGCGUGUCAGAAGACUGAACAAUCCCCUCCACGAUGUGCAGAGUGAUGACAUCUUGUGGCAAAAUGCAGACAUUCUUAAGAAUGAUGACCAAGAACAAAAAGACUAUGUGGACGAUUCUGCAGGAGAAAGUGUGAUUCUAGAAGAAAAUAUAAGACAUGACGGUGACCCGGUUGCUCUUCAGAGGAAAAGAUCCGAAGCCAGCGUGCAAGGAGAUCUGCCACCGUUUCAUGACAAAGGUGAUGAAGGAAACCAAAAUCACUCGAAUGGGACUGAAGAGGCAACAAGAGUGCAAUCCUCCGAUGUGAACAAAAAUGAGCUGGUAGAUGAUCAAGAGCUGACUUGGUAUUUUACAUGGAUGUAAUAUUACCACAGCUGAAUACAUCACUCUUCACACGCUCCCAUCUCAAAAUAAAAUUGGGCCUGCAUUAUGAUGUUGUAAACAUA
Messenger RNA from Hippocampus zosterae (dwarf seahorse), 1756 nucleotides. RefSeq lists its product as uncharacterized. Gene Ontology annotation, molecular function: acrosin binding. Gene Ontology annotation, biological process: egg coat formation; binding of sperm to zona pellucida; positive regulation of acrosome reaction. The transcript is spliced from 8 exons. NCBI's taxonomy places the organism in Eukaryota, Metazoa, Chordata, Actinopteri, Syngnathiformes, Syngnathidae. The coding region runs from base 48 to 1673 and encodes 541 amino acids. Gene Ontology annotation, cellular component: extracellular matrix. The record is from RefSeq and is a predicted model, not a curated record.